This is a messenger RNA of Theileria parva strain Muguga, 383 nucleotides long. It is a transcript of the gene SOH1, whose product is annotated as SOH1 family protein. The transcript is spliced from 2 exons. Bases 39 to 383 code for a protein of 114 amino acids. NCBI's taxonomy places the organism in Eukaryota, Apicomplexa, Aconoidasida, Piroplasmida, Theileriidae. Gene Ontology annotation, biological process: regulation of transcription by RNA polymerase II. The record is from RefSeq and is a predicted model, not a curated record. Gene Ontology annotation, cellular component: mediator complex; core mediator complex. Gene Ontology annotation, molecular function: transcription coregulator activity.
AUUAACUUAAAAAUGUUUUGAGUAUUUUUUAUCCUAUUAUGAAAUCCUACUUACGUAAUUAUUAUAGAAAUAAUUCUUAUGAAGAUAAUCUUAGAUUUGGGGUGGAAUUGGAUUUUGUGCAGUGUUUAUCUGACAUUUAUUAUCUGAAGCAUUUAUUCGAUAAAGGCUAUUUCAAUGAUGAGAAUUUUAGAGCAUAUAUAUUAUAUUUACAGUAUUGGCGCACUGGCCAUUAUAUUAAGUUUGUUGAAUACGCUUAUUGCCUCAAGAUUUUAGAACUACUCCUGGAUAAAGAUUUUGUUAACAGUCUGUCCUCAGAUUUAACUGUUGAAGCACUAAAAUACCAAAUUGAUAAUCAUUGGAUAUGCUUCAAACAUGACAAAUAG